Molecule: messenger RNA, 868 nt
Organism: Hyaena hyaena (striped hyena)
Lineage: Eukaryota; Metazoa; Chordata; Mammalia; Carnivora; Hyaenidae
Gene: CD3G
Product: CD3g molecule
Exons: 7
Coding region: 128-676 (182 amino acids)
Biological process (GO): positive thymic T cell selection; cell surface receptor signaling pathway
Cellular component (GO): membrane; alpha-beta T cell receptor complex; external side of plasma membrane
Molecular function (GO): transmembrane signaling receptor activity
Source: RefSeq, a predicted model, not a curated record
AGAUUCAUGCUGUCUCUCAGGGGCCCCAGCCUGAAGGAUGUUGGGUGGAGCUAGACUAGCUGCUCAGCAGGCUAGCUGGCUUCUAGGAGUUGCUUAGUGCUUCUGCAGGGAUAAGACAGAGACUGACAUGGAGCAGGGGAAGCAUCUGCCUGGCCUCAUCCUGGCCCUCACUCUUCUUCAAGGUACCAUGGCCCAGUCGAAACAAGAAAUUCCUGUGGUAAGAGUAGAUGGCAAUCGAGAAGAUGGUUCUGUAGUUCUGACUUGUGACUUAAAAGAUGAAAAUCUCAAAUGGUUUAAAGAUGGGCAGGAAAUAAAUCUCCACAAAAAGAAUAAAAAUAUACAGAACCUGGGAAGCAGUAUCAAGGACCCUCAAGGGAUAUAUUGGUGUCAAGGAUCCAAGAACCAUUCAAGACCACUCCAAGUAUAUUUCAGAAUGUGUCACAAGUGCAUUGAACUAGACGCAGCCACUGUAUCCGGCUUUGUCUUCGCUGAAAUCAUCAGCAUUUUCCUCCUUGCUGUUGGGGUCUACUUCAUUGCUGGACAGGAUGGAGUUCGCCAGUCAAGAGCUUCAGACAAGCAAACUCUGUUGUCCAAUGACCAGCUCUACCAGCCCCUCAAGGAUCGGGAAAAUGACCAUUACAGCCACCUUCAAGGAAAACAAGUGAGGAAACCUUGAACUCAGGAUUCAAAGUAGGUGUCCUUCCUUCUGGAUAUGUCUCAGGAACAGAGCAAUACGUUUUGGAGCACUCCUGACAGAGACUUUCAGCCCUAAAUCUAGAUUCAAGUUUUCCAAAGGUGACAAAUGGAGAAGAAAGGCAAUCAGAACAAAUUCGGAUUUUUCUCAAAAUAAAAUCAAAUUAAAGGACAA